AUGACGAAACAAGAACCGCAGCAGAGUCUAUCGAAUGCAUCCAGCAUGGAGAAAAAGAAAGCGACAGACGUUGAAGAGCAGCUCCUAAGAGAGCGGAGCGAACAUGAAGAAACAAAGCGAAAGCAAUUCGAAAUCGAAAAAAAGUUAGAGGAAAACAGAAAACAGACGCGCAGAUCCCGAGCUGAGAACGGCGAUGACCUCGUUCGCUUCCUAAGGGAAGCAAACAAGAACAAAAAGGAUGUCAUUAUCAUCCACAUUUAUUCACACACAAGUAUGAUUGUAGAGGAAGUGGAGAAGAUGAAGAGGAGAAUUGCUCGGGAAAUAAGUCAUGCCAUUUUCCUGGAUGCUGAUUUGGAUGCAGACUGGACAGGGGACUACUUCUGGAUUGACAGAACAAGGAGUGGAUAUUGGAUUGUUGUGCUGACAAAAACAAUGAAUGAUUGGACUUCCAUUGACCAACUCUUCGCCCAGUGCUUUGCUCCAACACAAUUCCCUCAUGUUGCGUAUAGCCAUAUAUUGAUGUUUGCUCACAAUAGAGAGAAUACGGACAAGAAUUUGGACCUCACUGGUCCUGAGAGAUUCAUGGACCCCCCUCCCAUAGGAAAGCCAAAACGAGACAUCCAUCUCCAUAUGCGUUUGUCAUUUGCUACCCAGCAAACAAACGAACAAUCAGCAUUGUAUGAACGUUAA
This is a messenger RNA of Darwinula stevensoni, 690 nucleotides long. Lineage: Eukaryota; Metazoa; Arthropoda; Ostracoda; Podocopida; Darwinulidae. The record is from the annotation of a GenBank genome assembly.